Molecule: messenger RNA, 589 nt
Organism: Numida meleagris (helmeted guineafowl)
Lineage: Eukaryota; Metazoa; Chordata; Aves; Galliformes; Numididae
Product: calpain-1 catalytic subunit-like
Exons: 2
Coding region: 8-454 (148 amino acids)
Biological process (GO): proteolysis
Cellular component (GO): cytoplasm
Molecular function (GO): calcium-dependent cysteine-type endopeptidase activity
Source: RefSeq, a predicted model, not a curated record
GCGCAGGAUGGCGGAGGAGCCCGUGGUGCCCGUGUACUGCACGGGGGUGUCGGCUCAGGUGCAGCGGCAGCGGGCCAAGGCGCUGGGUUUGGGCCAGCACCAGAACGCGGUGCGGUACCGGGGCCAGGACUACGCUGCGCUGCGCGACGCCUGCCUGCGCUCCGGGACCUUGUUUCGGGACGAGGCCUUUCCCCCUUCCGCUUCAUCUUUGGGCUUCAAAGAACUCGGGCCCGGCUCUUCCAAAACCCGCGGCGUGACGUGGAAGAGGCCGACGGAGCUGUGUCGGCGCCCUCAGUUCAUCGUGGACGGGGCGACGCGCACCGACAUCUGCCAGGGAGCGCUGGGUAGGGAGAAACCCCCCCUCCUCCUCUUUUUUCCACGUUUUACCCAAAAUUGGAGGCUUUGGGGUCAAUGCUGCAAGUUUUGGGGUCGACGUUGUCAAUUUUGGGGUUGACGCUGAGCAACGCUGGGCUUGAAUUUCGCAGUGGAAGCUUCUUCUUGUGGAUUUUGUCUCAGAUUGGAGACGUUGGGGUUUCCCAAGUUUGGGGGCCGACGUUCUCCAAUUUUUGGGGUCAACGUUGAAAGUUUU